UUGGAAUGGCUAGCGUGUUAGCUCUUUGUUGGUUUGGAAUGGCUAGCGUGUUAGCUCUUUGUUGGUUUGGAAUGGCUAGCGUGUUAGCUCUUUGUUGGUUUGGAAUGGCUAGCGUGUUAGCUCUUUGUUGGUUUGGAAUGGCUAGCGUGUUAGCUCUUUGUUGGUUUGGAAUGGCUAGCGCGUUAGCUCUUUGUUGGUUUGCAAUGGUUGGGGGUCCCCGAGGAGAGGUUUGGAACACUGGGGGUCCCCAAGGAGAGGUUUGGAACACUGGGGGUCCCCAAGGAGAGGUUUGGAACGGCUGGGGGUCCCCGAGGAGAGGUUUGGAACACUGGGGGUCCCUGAGGAGAGGUUUGGAACACUGGGGGUCCCCAAGGAGAGGUUUGGAACACUGGGGGUCCCCAAGGAGAGGUUUGGAACACUGGGGGUCCCCAAGGAGAGGUUUGGAACACUGGGGGUCCCCAAGGAGAGGUUUGGAAUGGCUGGGGGUCCCCAAGGAGAGGUUUGGAAUGGCUGGGGGUCCCCAAGGAGAGGUUUGGAACGGCUGGGGGUCCCCAAGGAGAGGUUUGGAACACUGGGGGUCCCCAAGGAGAGGUUUGGAAUGGCUGGGGGUCCCUGAGGAGAGGUUUGGAACACUGGGGGUCCCCAAGGAGAGGUUUGGAACACUGGGGGUCCCUGAGGAGAGGUUUGGAACACUGGGGGUCCCCGAGGAGAGGUUUGGAACACUGGGGGUCCCUGAGGAGAGGUUUGGAACACUGGGGGUCCCCAAGGAGAGGUUUGGAACACUGGGGGUCCCCGAGGAGAGGUUUGGAACACUGGGGGUCCCUGAGGAGAGGUUUGGAACACUGGGGGUCCCCGAGGAGAGGUUUGGAACACUGGGGGUCCCCGAGGAGAGGUUUGGAACACUGGGGGUCCCUGAGGAGAGGUUUGGAACACUGGGGGUCCCUGAGGAGAGGUUUGGAACACUGGGGGUCCCUGAGGAGAGGUUUGGAAUGGCUGGGGGUCCCCAAGGAGAGGUUUGGAACACUGGGGGUCCCCAAGGAGAGGUUUGGAACACUGGGGGUCCCUGAGGAGAGGUUUGGAACACUGGGGGUCCCCAAGGAGAGGUUUGGAACACUGGGGGUCCCCAAGGAGAGGUUUGGAACACUGGGGGUCCCCAAGGAGAGGUUUGGAACACUGGGGGUCCCUGAGGAGAGGUUUGGAACACUGGGGGUCCCCAAGGAGAGGUUUGGAACACUGGGG
This is a messenger RNA of Oncorhynchus keta (chum salmon), 1239 nucleotides long. Its product is annotated as eukaryotic translation initiation factor 3 subunit A-like. Bases 6 to 1067 code for a protein of 353 amino acids. The transcript is spliced from 10 exons. The record is from RefSeq and is a predicted model, not a curated record. NCBI's taxonomy places the organism in Eukaryota, Metazoa, Chordata, Actinopteri, Salmoniformes, Salmonidae.